Molecule: messenger RNA, 1011 nt
Organism: Penicillium daleae
Lineage: Eukaryota; Fungi; Ascomycota; Eurotiomycetes; Eurotiales; Aspergillaceae
Product: Sterile alpha motiftype 2
Exons: 3
Coding region: 1-1011 (336 amino acids)
Molecular function (GO): protein binding
Source: RefSeq, a predicted model, not a curated record
AUGGACGCUCAGUACGAAUAUGAAUACCCAGUAAACUAUAUGAUGAUUCCUCGAAAAGAGGAGCCACUGCCUCUAUUUCCUCCGAGGACGACGACCUCUCGACCUUCUUCCGAAGCGACUGAAAUCUUUGAAGACGAAGAUUGCAAUGAUGAGUCCCCGAUGCAAAGCGUUGCUUCCUUCGGGGCCGGAAGUCUCUCCACCGCUUCAACUUCAGACCACGUUAUAACCCCAGAGUCAACGGGUCUCACUGCAUUCGACUUUCACAUUGACGACAAACAUGUCAGAGGACCCUCUGGUCCUCACCUCUUCAGGACAUCCAUGGCCUCGGAUCACAAGUCGGCAAUGGAGGUUAAUCUGUUUUUCCAAGAAACGCCAAUUAGUGCCACUGGAACUUUUCACAACAGAGCCUCCAAGCUAGAUCCAAUCCGACGAGACACCCCGGUACCCAACCAGGCAGUCGAACACACGCAACAACAGUACAAUGUCAAUGCUGAGCGGGCCUCGGCACAUAAAACUGCCGUCUUGGACUGGUCACCAGGAGAGGUUGUCCACUGGAUCCACAGUCUCGGAUUCGAAGACGAUAUCGUUCAAAAGUUUUAUUACAACGAUAUAUCUGGAUCGAUCCUACUCGAGCUCCAAGCAGAAGAUCUCAAGGAGCUUGAUAUUAUGUCUUUUGGAAAACGACAUCGGCUAAUGAACUCCAUCCAAAGUCUGCGAGACAGCGUUUCGUUAAGUAGCACAGCCACAAGCUCCUCGAGAAAUUCCAGCGUCUCAAGUGGCAUGCCGUCCACAACACGCACCUCGACAAAUCUAUCCAGUAAUAGCUAUCAGUCAUGCUCUACAACGGAUGAAGACAGCUCAGGCAGAAGGCCUAGGCGUCGUCGUCAACUCUUCAGCUCUAAUGACGAUGCGAAAGAAGACGUCAGACCCGGUGAUUCAGUUUCCAUUGUUGCUAUUGAGCAACUGUUACCCAAAAUGCACAAGUGCUCCAAGGGUGAAGCCUGCUUCUGA